AUGGAAAUGCGUAUACAAAUCCCGCUGGGAAAGCUGCAAGCUGUCCGGUUGAUCAGCAAACGAGAAUUGACAAAUAUCGACAGGUAUCUCGACACAAAUCAGAAGAAACGAGUUGCCAAAUUUUUCCGCGACGAAGCCGCCAAGAGGACCAAGUACCUGGCCAAGCCGAACUGGACAUUACCUGAAACACUCCAGGUGGUGAACAAAGACGGUUACAGAGCACCUUCCCCGGAAAUCCUAUCCGACGAUUGGGAACCCAUGUUAUAUGUAAGCAUAGUAUGUAGUAUAUAG
Molecule: messenger RNA, 291 nt
Organism: Macrosiphum euphorbiae (potato aphid)
Lineage: Eukaryota; Metazoa; Arthropoda; Insecta; Hemiptera; Aphididae
Source: the annotation of a GenBank genome assembly